UCCGGGCGGGGCAGCGGCGGCGCUUCCUGGUGCGGGGGGGCGGCGCGGCGGGGCAUGGCGCUGGUGACGGUGCGGCGGGCGGGGGGCUCCGCCGGGGGCCCCGCGGAAGAAGAUGCUCCCAGACGUGGCAAACUGCAGCGACGGCAGAGCUUCGUCAUGGUCAAGGGGGCCGCGCGGCUGCUGCCUGCGGAGGAGCCCCCCCCAGCCGAGCCCCCCCCGGCCGAGCCCCCCAGCCAGGCCCCGGGACAGCAGGAGCAGCACCUGCACCUCAUGAUGCAGCUGCUGCGGCCCCAGGACGCCAUUCGGCUGGCGGUGCGGCUGGAGUCGGCGCGGCCGCGGCGGGUGCGGUACCUGCUGGUGGUGCGGCCGGAGGAGGCGGGAGCCGAGGCGGAGACGGCGCUGCUGGGGGUGGAUUUCGCCCACGAGGGGGCCGCCCGCUGCACCCUGGGCAUGGUGCUGCCCCUCUGGAGCGACACCCAGGUGUUCCUCGAUGGCGACGGGGGCUUCAGCGUGACCUCGGGGGGACAGACACGCAUCUUCAAGCCCAUCUCUGUGCAGACCAUGUGGGCCGUGCUGCAGGAGCUGCACCGUGCCUGCGAGGACGCGGCCCGCGGCGGGCACAUCCCCGGCGGCCCAGCACUGGCCUGGGCCCGCGGCUACGCAGCGGCGCUGGGCUCGGAGCAGAGCUGCCUCAACGAGUGGCUGGCCAUGGCCGACCUCGAGUCCGUGCGCCCCGCCUCGCCCACGCCCCUCCGGCCAGCGAUGCUGGAGCUGUCGGAGCAGGCGGUGCGGGCGCUGCUGCGGGAGGUGAUGGCCGCCGCCGACCUGGAGAGCGUCACGUCCAAGGAGGUGCGAGAGGAGCUGGAGCGGCGCACGGGGCACAGCCUGGCCGAGCACAAGGAUUUCAUAGACAACGAGAUGCUGCUGGUGCUGGCGCAGAUGGAUCGGCCUUCCCGCGUCUUCCCGCACCUCUUCCUGGGCUCUGAAUGGAACGCGGCCAACCUGGAGGAGCUGCAGCAGAACAGGGUCACCCACAUCCUGAACGUGGCGCGGGAGAUCGACAACUUCUUCCCGGCGCUGUUCACUUACAUGAACGUGCGGGUGUACGACGAGGAGGCGGCCGAGCUGCUGCCCCACUGGAACGACACCUUCCUCUUCCUCUCCCGCGUCCGGGCGGCGGGAGGCCGGGCACUGGUGCACUGCCGGAUGGGGCUGAGCCGCUCGGCUGCCACGGUGCUGGCCUACGCCAUGAAGGAGUUCGGGUGGCCCCUGGAGCGGGCACUGCGGCACGUCCGGCACUGCCGGCCCGGAGUCCUGCCCAACCCCGGCUUCAUGCGCCAGCUCGACUUCUACCAGGGCAUCCUGAGCGCCAGGUCUGUGGCAGCCGGCACAGCAGCUUGUGGGAGCCCCGAGCGGCCGAGCAGGCGCUGCACCCCGAGGAGGACACCGCGAGGGACACAAGUGGCCUGUCCCCGCUGGCCUCCCCGCUGGCCUCCCCGCAGCCCUCCGAGGAGGAGGCAGCUGCUGGGGGGCUGCUGGGGGCAUCCCCCCGCCCCCGCAUCUCCCUGUGCUCUGUCAUGCGGAGCAUCAGCCUGUUGGAGACCCCCGAGCCCCCCGAGCUGCUGGGAGAGCCCCUGGCUGGAGAGGUGUUUGAGGCCACAGAGGAAGAAGGGGGUCCCUCCCCGAGGUCACGACCCUCGUCCCGCCCGCGUGGUGUGGUGCGCCAGGCCAGCCUGGAUGGCGGCCCCGUCCCGUUUUGUGACCACACCCACAGCGAUGACCACACCCAGUGCCACACCCAUGCACCUGGCCACGCCCACACUGAUGAACCCGCUCCUUAAUUUGGGGGACAUGGGACAGCGACUCCUCGCUGCCAUAGCAACGAGGGGGCGUGGCCUACGCAUGGGGGCGUGGCCAGGCAGCCGGCACGCCCCGCCCACUUCCCGCCUGCACUCUGAGGCUGGGAGGUGCCUGUGCCUCAGCCCCACACGCAAAAACACGGGCACCGCUCCUGCACUGGCAAUAAAGUGUGGAAAUGGCCGCCCCUCAUGUCUUUGUGACCCUGAGCAUCUGAAGGGUGGGGUGCUGUCAGUAGGGAUCAGAAUGAACGCUCUGGGGGCAGCGGGCGGCCACAGGGACCCAGCGGCGCCAUGUUGUGCGGCACGGAGGAAACUACGGCUCCCGGCGGCCUUUGCGCGAGAACAACUUCCGGGUUGCCAUGGCAACCGUCGAGGCCGCGGCCUAGGCCUGGCCUGGCGCCCAGACUGGAAUCAAUGCUGGAAUUACUGCUGGAAUCGGGACGGGGACAGUCCCGAGGCCCGGAAGCGGAGGACUGAAGCAUGCAGACAGCCCGCAGCUCGCUGUGGCCAUAGCAGGGGGGUCCUGGGGACUGUGAUGACAGUGGCCAGGGGGAACCCGGCCUCCCACGAGGUGCUGGUGGACUCCUGGCCCCAUUUCAGCAUUGUCCUGACCCGCCUGCGCCCAGAGGACCACAGGGACCCCAAGGACUACUACACCAACCAGCUGUCUGUGUUCUACCGGGACAAGGGAGCCCUGCAGGCACUGCUGGAGGGCACUGAGGCAGUGACCCAGGAAAGAGCCUUCCAGAUUCUGGGAAUGCAGGAUGGGCUGGAUGAGGCCGUGCAGGAGGUGGCCAGCGCCAGGGGCAUGAAGGUGGAGACGAUCCGGUACCGGGCGCUGAUAAGCCCCGAGCCCCCCCAGCCCCGCAGGCAGAUGCCCCCAGGCCUGCGCCUGGCGCCCGUGUCCCCAUCCCACAUCUCGCUGCUCAACGCCACGUGGGCCCUGGGGGGCAACGCCCGCAGCCGGGCCUUCCUGCUGGGGCUGGUGCGGGCGCUGCCCUCUGCCUGCCUGCUGGACCAGCGCGGCCGCCCGGUGUCCUGGAGCCUGCUGGACGGGCAGGGCUGCCUGCGCCACGGCUACACGGUGCCCGCCUGGCGCGGGCGCGGCCUCACCGGGCUCCCGCUGGCCACACUGGGCCGGCAGCUGCACGCCCGCGGCUUCCCCAUCUACUGCUCCGUGCUGCCCCACAACACGGCCUCGCUGCGCGCCCUGCAAGCCGUCGGCUUCGUGCCCCAGCCCGGAACCUUCUACAUGAUCCUGGGCACCCCAAAGUAGUGCCCAGGGACAGGGCGCCAAGGUGGGGGGUGUCUGUCCUGGGGGUGGGGUUACCUGCGCCCAAGAGAGCCUGGAUCCCCACCCUGUGAGAGAGGGGAGCACCCCAGCUCCCACACCGAGCUCAGGUUGGAGCCCUUCACUCUGCUCCUUACUGAUGGCACUGGUGGGAACAUCCCCAAUUCCAUACUGAGCUCAGGAUGUGGAAUGUU
Prinia subflava (tawny-flanked prinia) is the source of this 3344-nucleotide messenger RNA. It is a transcript of the gene SSH3, whose product is annotated as slingshot protein phosphatase 3. The record is from RefSeq and is a predicted model, not a curated record. NCBI's taxonomy places the organism in Eukaryota, Metazoa, Chordata, Aves, Passeriformes, Cisticolidae. Bases 55 to 3135 code for a protein of 1026 amino acids. Gene Ontology annotation, cellular component: cytoplasm; mitochondrion. Gene Ontology annotation, molecular function: glycine N-acyltransferase activity; protein tyrosine/serine/threonine phosphatase activity; actin binding. The transcript has 18 exons. Gene Ontology annotation, biological process: protein dephosphorylation; negative regulation of actin filament polymerization; actin cytoskeleton organization.